UAUAAGCGAGCAAAACGACCUGAAAAAUGCUGAAAAUUGUUCUCUCGAUUGUCGUGGCGCUGGCAUGUGCAGCCACUGCCGAGCUCACCGACGAUUGCCUGGCAUGCAUGUGUUACGUGUCAAGCGCCGGGUGCGUGAUGCCAGACCCGCCCUGCCAUCAGGAGUCCUGGGGCGUCGUGUGCAGCCCCUGGGGCUUCACGGAGCCUUACUGGAAGGAUGGCGGCAGGCUGGGUGGUGACUUCCAGACGUGCGGUGCAGACUGGGACUGCAGCGAGGCUACGGUGCGCGGGUACCUCGCUCGCUACGUCAUCGACUCGUCGGCGACGUGCGAGACGUACGCCAGGGUGCACAUCGGGGGACCUCAGGGUGCGAGCGCCUCGUAUACGCUCGACUACUGGUACGAUGUUAGGGACUGCCUCGAUAACGGCAGCUUCACGCCCCCGCCUGCAUGAGUUCGUUGUGAAAUGAUCAGCGCUACCUAUACACGAACACUCAAUACGUGUAUUAUUAAUCCGAAGUAAAAUUAUCAGUGCUGCCUACACUCAAACUCAAUACGCGUAUUAUUCAUCCGAAUUAAAAUUAUCAGUGCUGCGUGGACUAACACUCAAUAGCGAAUCAUAUAGCCGAAGGACAGCAACGUUUGGCACAUCUGUACCUAAAUUCUUCGACUAAAUCUCCCUGUUAAAUUUGCAUCAGAAUUCAUCUCAUUUUCUUACUAUAAAUUGUGUUAAUCUAAAUUGUUCCGUAACAACAAGAAGUAAGUAAAGGAUAAUUACGAAAUCCCAAUAAACUUAACAAUAUU
Molecule: messenger RNA, 802 nt
Organism: Hyalella azteca
Lineage: Eukaryota; Metazoa; Arthropoda; Malacostraca; Amphipoda; Hyalellidae
Product: lysozyme
Exons: 3
Coding region: 27-452 (141 amino acids)
Molecular function (GO): lysozyme activity
Source: RefSeq, a predicted model, not a curated record